CCCUGUAUGACAGAACUAAACUGGAAGAUUUAUGUUUCAAUUCGUAUUUAUGUGAAUUUGGAAACAAUCUGAAAACCUAAUUAUAUUUAAUUUCAACAGGUGAUUUGAACAUACGAAGAUUUCCCGACAUCGAAAAAAUGAAAAAUUCUACUUUUGAGAAAAUCUUCGUUACCGUUGGCACAACACAAUUUGAGGAACUAAUUGAAAAGGUUACUGAGAGCGGUGUAGUAAAUGAGCUUCGUCGAAUGGGUUGUCGAAAAUUGAGUCUACAGAUAGGACGUGGCAAGGACCCUGUCAUUGCGAAAGAAGUGUUUGGGAGUGAUAUAGACGUGAAAUUCUUUGAUCUCAAAACCAACAUAGAGGAAGAUAUUCAACAGGCGGAUUUGGUAAUCAGUCAUGCAGGUGCAGGCAGUUGCAUAGAAAUAUUAGGAGCUGAGAAGCCACUUGUCGUUGUGGUGAACGAACGAUUGAUGGACAACCACCAAGCAGAACUUGCGGAACAAUUAUUUAAAGAAGGUUAUCUUCUAUAUUGUACCCCAUCUACGUUAAGCCAAACAUUGGCCGAAAGUGAUUUUAACCAACUGAAAAAGUUCCCCCCUGGAUCAGUGGCAGAUUUCAUCAGCUAUUUGGAUGCAUUUAUGGGCUUCUAGCGAAACUGCAAUUAUUUAGGAAAAAUAUCAAAUGAGUGUUACAUUGGUUCACGAGAAAUAGAAAAUAAUCUGUGUAUGAAGUGAUUUUAUGUCUUUCGAAUAUUAUGUAUCGUUUGAGUGCAUUUGAAAAUAUAUUAUUUUUGGUAAAGAA
Messenger RNA from Malaya genurostris, 801 nucleotides. It is a transcript of the gene Alg13, whose product is annotated as UDP-N-acetylglucosamine transferase subunit ALG13 homolog. Gene Ontology annotation, biological process: dolichol-linked oligosaccharide biosynthetic process. The coding region runs from base 138 to 650 and encodes 170 amino acids. The record is from RefSeq and is a predicted model, not a curated record. Gene Ontology annotation, molecular function: hexosyltransferase activity. Lineage: Eukaryota; Metazoa; Arthropoda; Insecta; Diptera; Culicidae. The transcript has 2 exons.